AUGGAAUAUCAAAUCCUAGUGGCAGGAGAAAUAAGUUCUGGAAAAAUUAGCAUCGUUAAUUUAAUCUUAAACGAAUUAGUGCUGCCGAUUGCUUUUUGGUUUAAUGUUGUGGCGAGAACUGUUACCGGUGGUAUUGCAUUUGCUCUAACUGAGAGUUCUAUAGCUGAAGGAGCUCAUGCCCUUGUUACUGGAGGAAUAAUUGAUGGUACUAUAAUAGCUGGCAUCGGAUUUGUUAUUUCCUUAGUUGGCUUAGUUGCAGCAACAGAAUUAGCCAAUGAAGGUAUAGCUAUGAAAAAUUGUGGAGGAUAUAUCAUGCCAAUUCGGCAGUCCAUUGAGAAAAUGCAAAGAUAG
Trichoplax adhaerens is the source of this 351-nucleotide messenger RNA. RefSeq lists its product as uncharacterized. The coding region runs from base 1 to 351 and encodes 116 amino acids. The transcript has 4 exons. Lineage: Eukaryota; Metazoa; Placozoa; Uniplacotomia; Trichoplacea; Trichoplacidae. The record is from RefSeq and is a predicted model, not a curated record.